AUGACACAGAUCCCUCACCCCCUUUCAGCCCUCACCGUUGCGGAGAGCGACGUGGCCCGUGAUGCUGUAUUGGCAGCUCACGAGGGCGCUGUGCUGAAGUUCCGCCUCAUCUUCCUUCUCGAGCCCCCAAAGGCCGAAGUGAUUACAUUCCUUGACCUCGAGCACGCCGGAAAGGUCACUGCAGAGACCUCUCGCCCUAUUCGCACAGCACAGGUUCACUACGAUGUCAUCGGCGGCGACAAUGCUGCCGUGUACCAGGAAUCCGUGGUCGACCUCAGCUCCAAGAAGGUAGUCGACACCAAGAUUGUCGCCAAAGUACACCAAGCGAGCUUGGUCCUGAGUCGCCGCUUUUCCAGGAAAAAGAUUGCCGCUCUCGAGCUCCCGAAAGAUUUCGAAGUCGUUGUCGAGCCCUGGCCAUAUGGGGCUCCCGAAGUGGCCGACGGCGAUACUCGUCUUUUCCAAGCCCUGAUUUUCGCGCAGCUUCUGGCUGGUUGCGUGAGACAAGACCUGAAGCCCUUGACUGUUGUCCAGCCCGAUGGUUCCCGCUUCGGCAUCACGGACAGCAACCUGAUUCAGUGGCAAAAGUGGAGCAUGCGAGUCACAUUCAACCCGCGAGAGGGAGCCGUUGUCCACGAUAUUAGGUUUGACGGGCGCAGCGUGCUCUACAGGCUUAGUAUGAGCGACAUGACUGUCCCGUAUGCCGAUCCGCGACCUCCCUUCCCCCGAAAGCAGGCAUUUGACUUUGGAGACGGAGGCCUUGGAAAUGCUGUCAACAAUCUGACUUUGGGAUGCGAUUGUCUCGGUGUCAUCAAGUACUUCGACGGCGUCCUCACUGGGGCUGACGGCUCCGCCAACGAAACGAAGAACGUCAUCUGUCUCCACGAACAAGAUGCUGGUAUUAACUGGAAGCACACCAACUGGAGGACCGGCCGCGCUGUUGUUACCCGCCGACGCGAGCUUGUGAUCCAGUUCAUCAUCACGCUGGCUAACUACGAGUACAUCUUCAACUACAAAUUCGACCAAGCAGCCGGCAUCACAGUCGAAGCCCGCGCGACAGGCAUCGUCUCGGUCGUCAACAUUGACCCCGGCAAGACGAGCCCAUGGGGGAACAUUGUCAGCCCAGGUGCCCUCGCUCAAAACCAUCAGCACAUCUUCUGCGUGCGCAUCGACCCCGCGAUUGAUGGUCAGCAAAACACGGUUGUGCAAGAAGAGAGCCUUCCGGUUCGCAUGGACAAGCGGACGAACCCCAAUGGCAACUACUAUGAGGUCCGACAAACGCCCAUCACAACAUCUGUAGGCCUUGAUGCCGUGCCGCAGAACCACAGGGUGUUCAAGAUCCAGAACACCAACAAGCUCAACCCCAUCAGCGGCAAGCCCGUCGCGUACAAGAUUGCGCCGCCUGCAACUCAACUGCUGCUCGCCGACCCGAACAGCACCCAGGCGAAGCGUGCUCUUUUCGCUCAGCACCACCUGUGGGUCACCAAAUUCAAGGAUGACGAACUGUACGCCGGUGGCCGCUAUACACUGAUGAGCAAGAAAGAGGUUGACGGCGUAUCUGAUGCGGCUGACCGCAACGACGAUGUUCUCAAUGAGGACGUCGUCGUGUGGAGCGUAUUCGGCCUUACCCAUAACCCUAGGAUCGAAGAUUGGCCCGUCAUGCCUGUUGAAAUUAUGCAGCUUAACAUUACUCCUUCUGAUUUCUUCACCAGGAAUCCAGCGAUUGAUGUGCCCUCAGACAAGGAUCUUGGUUCGAAGCCCACAGAGGGGUGCUGCAAUGCGACCGAUCUCGAGCGCGUAGACACAGCGAGACUGCAAAAUGGCGAAAACACGGCCGAGACGUCUCCUUCGUCUCGAUUCCAAAUCCAUCACUCAUGA
Verticillium alfalfae VaMs.102 is the source of this 1875-nucleotide messenger RNA. RefSeq names its product copper amine oxidase. The record is from RefSeq and is a predicted model, not a curated record. Gene Ontology annotation, molecular function: copper ion binding; quinone binding; primary methylamine oxidase activity. Bases 1 to 1875 code for a protein of 624 amino acids. The transcript has 7 exons. Lineage: Eukaryota; Fungi; Ascomycota; Sordariomycetes; Glomerellales; Plectosphaerellaceae. Gene Ontology annotation, biological process: amine metabolic process.